Messenger RNA from Scleropages formosus (Asian bonytongue), 4290 nucleotides. RefSeq names its product purinergic receptor P2Y1 (gene p2ry1). Gene Ontology annotation, cellular component: plasma membrane. Lineage: Eukaryota; Metazoa; Chordata; Actinopteri; Osteoglossiformes; Osteoglossidae. Gene Ontology annotation, biological process: phospholipase C-activating G protein-coupled receptor signaling pathway; platelet activation; relaxation of muscle. The transcript is spliced from 2 exons. Bases 420 to 1526 code for a protein of 368 amino acids. The record is from RefSeq and is a predicted model, not a curated record. Gene Ontology annotation, molecular function: G protein-coupled ADP receptor activity; A1 adenosine receptor binding; ATP binding.
CUGCACGAUGACCGACAACGAAACUGGUGACGGCUGAAGGUGUGUGCGAGUUCAGCGACGGACGGCGCGCUGGUCGGUUUGCCGGUGGUGCAGUCGGGUGACUGACGAGCGGAGCUGCGUUAAGCCGCGUACAGCGCCGAAAGCCUCGCGCCUGUCCUGUCUCCUCCUGAAAAAGUUCAAGUGUCCGCUGCCAUCAUUGACUUUACUAAAGAAGACACAACAGCGCGGCCUGAAGCUGCACGGGCCUACAUGAACAUAUCCAGCGAGCACAUCAGCCUGGGAACUGCAGAAAUCAAAAAAUGAGCAACAAAGAGAAAGACAUAGGAAGCGAUGCCAUGAUUUGUGCAAAGUGACGAUUCCGAUAGCACGCCGCGUGGCUACUGUGUUUUACCUGUCCAUAAUGAUUAUACGUGGAAAGGAUGAAGUGCUGCUGCCCCAGCCAGCAGUCUCCUGGCAACAUGACCGCGGCAGAGCUGAACUUGACGUCCCUGCUGCACAACCAGAGCAGGGGAUGCUCCCUGACCAGGACCGCCUUCCAGUUCUACUACCUGCCCACGGUCUACAUCGUGGUCUUCGUCGCCGGCUUCAUCGGCAACAGCGUCGCCAUCUGGAUGUUCGUGUUCCACAUGAAGCCCUGGAGCAGCAUCUCGGUGUACAUGUUCAACCUGGCCCUGGCCGACUUCUGCUACGUGCUCUCGCUGCCCUUCCUCAUCUUCUACUACUUCAACAAGACGGACUGGAUCUUCGGCGACGUGCUCUGCAAGCUGCAGCGCUUCCUCUUCCACGUGAACCUCUACGGCAGCAUCCUCUUCCUCACGUGCAUCAGCGUGCACCGCUACAGCGGCGUCGUGCACCCGCUCAAGUCCCUGGGGCGCCUCAAGAAGAAGACGGCCGUGUGCACGAGCGCCCUCGUAUGGACCGUCGUGGUGCUGGGCAUCUCGCCCAUUCUCUACUACUCGCGCACGGGCUCCAAGCGCAACGUCACCACGUGCUACGACACGACCACCGAGGACGAGCUGCCCGGCUACUUCAUCUACAGCAUGUGCACGACCGCGUUUGGCUUCUGCGUGCCCUUCGUGAUCAUCUUCAUCUGCUACGGGCUCAUCGUCAAGGCGCUCGUGUGUAACGACAUGAACAACGGCCCGCUGCGCAGGAAGUCCAUCCACCUGGUCAUCAUCGUGCUGGCCGUGUUCGCCGUCUCCUACCUGCCCUUCCACGUCAUGAAGAACCUCAACAUGCGCGCGCGGCUCUACUUCCAGAGCCCGGACAUGUGCGACUUCAACGACAAGGUGUACGCCACGUACCAGGUGACGCGUGGCCUGGCGAGCCUCAACAGCUGCGUGGACCCCGUGCUCUACCUCUUGGCGGGGGACAGCUUCCGGCGGCGGCUCUCGAGGGCCACGCGCAAGCCGUCCCGAAGGGCUGAGAACAUGCCGCAGUCCAAGAGCGAGGAGAGGGCCCUCGACAGCUUCCCGGAGCACACCGAGAACGGCGGGUCCGGGGUUCGGACCACCUUGGUGGGCUGAUGCGAUGCGCGGGUGGGGCAGCCCCUCGCGUGCGCCUCGUUGCUGUGCGAACUGUCCCGCAAAGCGGCGCGAACCCGCCGCCGGGUGGCUGACGGCAACGGCUGCCCAAGCUAUCGAGGAGAAGAACGUGGAUUAACCGCUGCACUGUGACCCGCCGACACGCGUGGGCUCGGGUUCGACCCGGUGACACGUGGGAAUCUCUAAUGACUUCAUUUUUAGCUUGUUCAUUCCAACGCAAUGGUUUUUAGAGUGUUUUACUUCUGCACACAUUGCAUAUGAAUGUGACGUAACGAGUGGAAUAUGACGUAUACACUGUUUACUGCUGUAUUUAAAACGUGAAGGGACUGAAAGUAUUAACAAAGUAACACUGUGCCGAAGUGUGCGUGCCGCUGUCAGCGUCCUCAGUGUGUGUGUUCAGCGUGUUCUCGCUAGCGAGGAGGUCUCCUCCUCGUCGUCGUUAAAUUAUUGCAUGUGGCCGACACGGGGCCUGGACACCUUGGGAUGUGAUCUAAUAAAAUGUCCUGGGUCUCCAAUAUCUCCUGGAAGUGUGUGUAUGUGCGCACGCGCUGCACUGCAAAUAUUUCCAUGAGACCUCCUUCCUGCUCUUCUUCACCUCGGGACUCCCAGAGCAUCUCUGAUGAUCACAUGUUUGUGCCACGGCACUUUCAAACAUGGGUUGUUUCACAGUAAUGAGGGAACACAUUCACAAGGGCGUGACAAAACGACGCCGUAAAUGUUCACUGCUGUAACGUGACCCCUGUGCACUCAGGCCUUUCUGCCCCCGUUCGCUGACGCUCGGUUAAUCACUUGUGUGAUGCGCUGUUGUUAUUUGCUUCUCAUUCGCUCGCGAGACCCUUUUUGACGAAAAGUGACUUGCACAGAUUUACUCUGGGAUUUGAACCUGUCACUGCUAAGCCACCUGCUGCACCCGUUUGUUUGCUGUUUGUCUGCUGUAACACUCCAUGUCCAGCUGCUUUCGUUCGAGAACAGUCUCUUCUCUGGGUUUGUUUCUCUCCACGCCCUUGUGUACUGGUACAGUGCACUGAUUGUUUACUGGUCCGGCGUACCGGUUGCAUACUGGUGCAGCGCUCCUUGGUCCAGUGUAAAGGACUCACAGCUGUGGUCCUUCUCCAGCGGACCCCUCACUCACGUCCCUUUCUUCACAUCCCGUGGGACGGAGUGGGAGCAGAAUGGACGAGCGGAACUUCUCGCCGUUCCCUGGUCCACCUUUGUGUCGCAAACAAAAGAGCAGGGCCCGCUGGCACUGCCACCGCGGGGCUCCGCGCCGCUGGCAGCUUCGCCAGGCCCGCCCUGCUAACAGAGCCCUUUUCAUUGGGGGGCCUCAGGGGAGCACUGCGGGGGGCAGGGUGAUUGACUCAGGUGCAUUCUACUCUCUCCACUGUUGUUUAUGCUUGUUGUAACAGUUAUAUGAGCAGUUUCUGUUUCCCCAGUUUGUUUUUGGACUUUGUGUGUGUGUGUCUUUGUGAAACAGACGGAGCGGAGCAAGGGCUCAGCUCUGCACCUAAAGAGAACCGCUGGGCUUUCACAGACACGCCAAGACAUGAAUGUGCCGUCUGUGAGUCGGUUUGCACGGGCCGGCCGGAGGCGGGGGGGGGUCCUUACAAUCGGCCCCGUUGGCCGGCCCCUCACCAAGGGGACCCCAUGGGGUCCACACAAUUACCAUGCCAUUAUGUGCCGAUGAAGGGUGCCCCUGUGCCUCUGGACUUGCAGGAGGGGAAAGUCCCGCUCGGUUGCCGAGGGCGCCACCGCUGCCUCGGACCCGCUCCCUGAGGGUGGGCGGAGCCCCGCUGGUGCAAAUUUCUGAAAACCAGAGGCUGCAGGUGGAAACAGGACGGCCGACUCAUUCACCUGCACUGUUUGGCAACCGAUGGUACAGGACAGAACAGAGCAGAGUGCGGAUUCUCGCUGCACUGACUGAGACUGAAAUUAGAACCAACAACCUCCUGCUCGCACGAACAGUCCUGCUGCACAUUUGAGUUUUCCGAAGAAAAGGGCCUUUUCUUCAUUUGCUGGUAGCCGGUAGCAUAAUGAUUAGCGUCGCUGCCUGUGGAUCCAAAGGGUGUGGGUUUGAAUCCUUCCUCUUGAUGCAGUGUUCUUGAUGAAGAUACAGUAAAAAUGACCUGGCUGUGUAAAUGAGUAGAUCAGUGUAUGUUUCUUUGGAGAAAGCUUGUCUAUUAAAUCUAAAUAAGUGCCAGGAAAAAAAAGAUGGGUGUGAAAUUGGGUGGGUGGAGCUACUUUGGCGCUGACAGUGAAAAUGGCUGUAGAGAACAGCGGAGUUUGUAGGAGAAUGCGGAAGACAGCAUGUCAGCGAUAUGUUCACGUUUUUAGUUUCAGUUUCACAACAAGUGUUCAUAAACCCAGUGAAUGUAUUUCUACAGUUUCAUGCAACUCUCACCAGCAGGUGGAGCAGUGGUUGGAGUCAUUGCCUAAUAAUGGCAAUUUCCAUUUAGUUGAAGGUUUUCUCCAAAGCGACAUACAAAGACAAAUUUCUUACAGGGAUUUGCCCAUUUCUACACCCCAGCGAUUGUUUUACUGCAGCAAAUUGAUCGGUGCAACACAAUCAGGCGUAGUACAGCGAGAGGGAUUCGAACCUGGAUCCUUUGAGUGCAAGGUGGCAACUCUAACUCUUGUAUUCAUUUUGCUACCUGCUGACCCUGGUAAAUAGUAAUGCACGUACCGCGAUUUAUAUAUCAAAACAUUGCAUUGUUAAAUGGAUGGGGGGGCCGUGGUGGCGCAGUGGCAC